This is a messenger RNA of Dermacentor albipictus, 2708 nucleotides long. RefSeq names its product solute carrier organic anion transporter family member 4A1-like. Lineage: Eukaryota; Metazoa; Arthropoda; Arachnida; Ixodida; Ixodidae. Gene Ontology annotation, cellular component: plasma membrane. Gene Ontology annotation, molecular function: protein binding. The record is from RefSeq and is a predicted model, not a curated record. Gene Ontology annotation, biological process: transmembrane transport; sodium-independent organic anion transport.
CAAGACGAUCCCUCGUGCAGCACGCGUCACCUUCAGCGUGGUCUCGUACAAGGUCGCAUCAGCCGCCAUCGUUGUUCUCGGCCGCUUUUUACGCAAUUCUACACUGACGGUUCCUCCCAGACGAUCAUGUGGUCCAGAGAGAACCCAGGCUCGGACUUUUCCGUCUCCUCCUUCGGCAUGUCGGUGCCGCAGCUGGUCAAGGGAUCGUCGCAGCUGCUGCCGCAGGAUCAGCCCGGCUCCGGCAGCGACCACGACGUGCACUGCGGCCUGCUCGGCUUCUACCCGGCCUUCCUGCAGAGCUACCGCACGCCCCGGUGCUACCUCGUUUUCAUCUGCGUGCUUGGCAUGACGCAGGGCUUCGUCGUCAACGGCCUUGUCUCCGUGGUGACGCCCACCAUCGAGAAGCGCUUCCAGCUGCGCGGAGUCGAAGCCGGGAUGAUCCAGAGCAUGUUCAACGUGGCGUCGUGCAUCAUGGUAACGCCAGUGAGCUACCACGGGGGCAUCGGCCACAAGCCGCUCAUAAUGGGCAUCGGCGCGCUCGUCAUGUCCGCCGGCUCGAUGGUGUUCGCGGCGCCGCACUUCCUGGCGCCGCAGUACAUGGCGCUGGACAGCGGCACCACCGAGGUGUGCCCCCAGCGAGGCCCCGGACAGUGUGGCUCCUCGGCGUCGUCCAGCGCCACCAACGCCAACGUCUUCAAGUACUUCUUCAUGGCGGGGCAUGCGCUGCAUGGCAUCGGCUCAUCGCCAUUUUUCACCCUAGGCGUGGCUUACCUGGACCAAAACACACCAUCGGCCAGCGCAUCUUUUUAUAUGGGUAUUUUUUACGCCACAUCUGUCCUGGGACCCGCCAUGGGCUUCGUGCUUGGCGGGUACUUCCUUUCAAAAUACACGGACAUAACCACCGAUCACUCAAAGCUGGGCAUGGACUCUUCGAGUAACAACUGGGUGGGCGCCUGGUGGAUUGGCUUCUUCGGCGCCUCCAUUGCCGCUUUCUUCACUGCCUUUCCCAUGGCCAGCUUUCCAAAGGCGUUACCGACGGCCACAGAACGGGCGAAAGAUCUGUUGAGGCUGCAAAAGGAGAAGCGGAUGCUGUCCCUGAAGCAAGCGCCGAGCGCAGCCAAUGUGCCAGCUGCGCCGGACGCCCAGGCUGCACCGGGUUCGCAGGCAGCGCCAGAUGCCCAGCCUGCUGCUAGGCCGACCUCACAAGCUCCACCUGAGGCCCAGGCUACUCCGGGCUCGCAGGCUGCGCCGGGUGCUAAAGGCACGGCGAGUGCACACGAAACACCAAAGCCUGGUGCCGCGAACCCCCCGCGCGAUAUGCAGGUUGCGUUGGAGGUGACUACCGGGAAAGAGCAGAAGAGGAGCUUUGCAAACCACGUCAAGAGGCUCCUGUGCAAUCCGACAUUCGUCUUUCUCACGCUCGCUGCGUGCGCUGAAACUAUGAUCGCAUCAGGACUCACCGGCUUCGCAACGAAGAUCUUCAUCUCCAUGUUUGGCAUCUCGUCAAGCCGUGCUUCCAGCCUUCUAGGCAUUGUGUCAGUGCCGAGUGCUUGCGGCGGAACCCUGCUGGGAGGCUACGUCAUAACGAAGCUGAACGUGAAGUCGUCCACAAUCGUGCGCUACUGCGUCGUGCUGUCCUUCGUACCGUGGUUCACGCUAUUUGUCUUCACGCACUCCUGUCCCAGCAGUCAUAGAGCACUUGUCAACGUCACCAUCAAUGCCGACAACCGGAAGCUCACCUUCCGUGACCUCGAGCAGAGCUGCAACGCGUACUGCAACUGCUCGCGCAUCGGUUACGACCCGGUGUGCGGGAGCGACAACUUCACCUACUACUCGCCCUGCAUCGCCGGGUGCGGCAACGUGAAGAAGUUCAGGAGCACUAAGCUGUACACCCAGUGCACAUGUGUGAACGGUCCGACGCUGUUCAUGGCUGAUGAUGAAAAGACAAACGAAACUGGCAGCCACUACAUGGCCAGACGUGACCCGUGUGCCACACACUGCAGCCUCCUCUUCGUCUACGCUGCCGCCAUAUUUGUCGCGCUCUUCUUCACGUUCCUGCUCAUCGUGCCCGCCCUUACGGCACUGCUACGCUCGCUCGACGAAGACAUCAAAUCCACCGGCAUCGGCAUCAAUUACGUCGCCAUCAGAAUCUUGGGCACCAUCCCGGGCCCGAUAGCGUUCGGUUACCUGAUCGACCGCAGUUGCUUUCUGUGGCAAGGCACUUGUGAUGGUGGCUCGGGUGCCUGUGCUGUCUACGAAAACUCGGCCAUGGGCAUGAACCUGUUCAUCAUCAUGUUGAGCGUCAAGUCGGCGUCCAUAUUGUUCUUCUUCUUCGCCUCACUUAGCAGCAAGACGGAGGCUAAUGUGCCGACCGCGGCGGGAGUGACGCCUCCGGCUAAAGGGGCCGAAGAUGUCGUGUCCUUCAAGAAGCGAGGAUCCGGCGGUUCUCUCAACGCGGAAACCGUCGGCAAAGAGGAAGUUAAGGAAGAUGGCAGGGACAAGUUGAAAGUGGUUCACGGCGAAUCCAGGGAUGAAGUAGCGAGAAACGACAUCCCUGUAUCCAGGGACUGAAGCAUCCGUAAAUGAAUUAUAAAAAAAGAAAGCAAGUGCCAAUUAAGGAAGCAUUAAAGAGGUAUGGUGCCUCUCAGUUGGGCAGACAUUAUACUACAACUCGGCGCACAGCGCUUGUACAGCGUUUUUUUUUAUAG